UUUGUAAGUGGGCGUGGUUUAGAAUGUGACAGGAAGCUGCAGCUUAUGGACUUUGUGUUUGUUUAAUUUUACAGUCGAUAUGAACCGUAUUUUGUCGAGGCGGUUUGUCAGGUUUUGUAGAUGUUGGAGCGUGGCUGUGGGGGCUUGUGAAUAUUCAGCAAUAAGGGCAUUAGUGAGAACAGACGCUGAUGUUGGGGUGCUGAGGAGGUCUGAGGUUCAAUCUGUGUUCCAGUUCAUCCCAAAGGUGUUCAGUGGGAUAGAGUCAGUGUCAGGGCUCUGUAUGGGACACUCGAGAUCUUCCACUCCAUCCUUCACAAACCAUGUCUUCAUGGAGCUCGCUUUGUGCACAGGGACAUCGUCAUGUCCCUCUUCAGGAUUCCUGGGAUUCAGCUUCACACUACUGGUGUAUUGAUGGCAGCUUCAGUUGAGGACUUUAACCAGGCCAAGGUUAAUCUGGGAACACUAAAGAAUGACCCUGGCAAUGAGGUCAAGCUGAAGAUCUAUGCCCUCUUUAAACAGGCCUCACAGGGACCGUGUAACACUCCAAAACCAGGAAUGCUGGACUUCGUGAACAAGGCAAAAUGGGACGCCUGGAAGUCUCUGGGUUCUUUGUCUCAGGAUGAUGCCAGGCAGCAGUACGUGAACCUCGUCUCGUCUCUGGUGGCUGCUGAAGGACCUCCGGUAGCAGCAGCUUCAUCCACAGGAAGUGAAAAAGCUUUCCAGACGCUGCUGGUCACCACAGAGGACGGCAUCACAACCAUAAGACUCAACAGACCACAGAAGAAGAACGCCAUCACUGUGGAGAUGUAUAACGAGCUGAUUGAAGCUCUGGAUCUUGCUGGAAAAAACGACUCGGUCAUUACAGUCCUUACAGGAAGCGGCGACUACUACUGCAGUGGCAAUGAUCUGAACAACUUCACUAAAAUCCCAGAGGGUGGCGUUGAGAAGAUGGCUAAGGAUGCCGGAGAGCUCCUCAGGCAAUUUGUGAAAGCCUACAUCGAUUUCCCAAAGCCGCUAAUUGCUCUCAUAAACGGACCGGCUGUGGGAGUUUCUGUCACCGUACUCGGCCUCUUUGACAUCGUCUACGCUACAGAAAGUGCGACGUUUCACACCCCUUUCAGCAACCUGGGACAGAGUCCUGAGGGCUGCUCAUCAUACACCUUCCCUAAAAUGAUGGGUGCUGCAAAGGCUAGUGAGAUGCUCUUGUUCAAUAAGAAGCUGACGGCUACACAGGCGUGCGAUCUGGGACUGGUGACUGAGGUUUUUCCUGACAGCAGCUUUCAGUCUGAGGUCUGGACCAGGCUAAAGGUCUACUCCAAACUACCUCCUAAUUCUCUGGCCCUGUCCAAGCAGUUAAUGCGUCAGGUGGAGAAGGACAAACUCUAUGCCGUGAACAACGCCGAGGUGGAGCGGCUGAUUGAGCGCUGGCUCUCCGAUGAGUGCAUGCAGGCCAUCAUGGGCUUCUUCCAGAACAAGGCCAAACUGUGAUGAGAUAAUAUUCUUUUAUCCUUAGAACCAAUGAUGUACUAAUAGAACCUGAAAUAUUCUGUACUUCAAUACAGAUGAGAUAUUUUUACAGUGAAACUGAUUACUUUCACAGCAUAGGAACAACAUAAAGAAGGCAAACUUUAACUCUUGUUUUACAGCGAUAACACACGAGAAGUACAGAGACAGUAAUGAAUGAAAUGCAGUUAACGUUCAGUCAUAAUCACAUUAUCUGCAUAUUUUGCCCCAACUGGGGGACAAACUUUUAAGCAGGCAAACUUUACUGACAGAACGAUUUUUUAGUAUAAUGUGGUUUGUUUAAAAUGGCCAGCAUCAGUAAACUGACACAUGCUCACACUUAUAGCAUUUUGCUACCUAAACAUUUGAUUUCUGAGGAUUUGUUCAUUUGGUACUGAGAAUAAACAAUGUCACUGUACUAAUUAUCUACAAAGGUUUAAGUUGAAAUAUUUUAGCACCACAUGUUUGGCAGUUUAUACGCUGUGGCCAUGGCCAGAAUGAACUAGUUAAUAUAGUUAGUGGUUUAUUACACAUCAUUAUUGGUGUAGUUUAAGUUCUUUUACAUGUCGAACCUUUUCAGAUAUUUCUGACAGACAACCUUCUGUUGAUUGAUUGAUGUUUUUAUAAAAUGUUUACUGCUGAAAUAAAGUGAUUUAACCCAG
Messenger RNA from Tachysurus fulvidraco (yellow catfish), 2165 nucleotides. RefSeq names its product enoyl-CoA delta isomerase 2 (gene eci2). The record is from RefSeq and is a predicted model, not a curated record. NCBI's taxonomy places the organism in Eukaryota, Metazoa, Chordata, Actinopteri, Siluriformes, Bagridae. The coding region runs from base 361 to 1488 and encodes 375 amino acids. The transcript is spliced from 11 exons. Gene Ontology annotation, molecular function: fatty-acyl-CoA binding.